This is a messenger RNA of Patiria miniata (bat star), 2795 nucleotides long. It is a transcript of the gene tada2a, whose product is annotated as transcriptional adapter 2-alpha-like. The record is from RefSeq and is a predicted model, not a curated record. NCBI's taxonomy places the organism in Eukaryota, Metazoa, Echinodermata, Asteroidea, Valvatida, Asterinidae. Gene Ontology annotation, cellular component: nucleus; SAGA-type complex. Gene Ontology annotation, biological process: regulation of transcription by RNA polymerase II; chromatin remodeling. The coding region runs from base 91 to 1413 and encodes 440 amino acids. The transcript is spliced from 16 exons. Gene Ontology annotation, molecular function: transcription coactivator activity; protein binding; chromatin binding.
GACGAAUUUCAUUGUCGCGAUCGCUUCAGAAAGAUCUGAUAAGCUGCCACCGUGUAUAUAGUUAAGACUAUACCAGAGAGAUUCGUUAUUAUGGCCCUUGCCUUCCAUCAUCUACACAUGUCCGUUGACCAUCAGCCACCAUGCCCAGGCUGUUCAACCUAUCUUAUUGAGCCUUACAUCCGAUGCGUGAUCUGUGGUCCUCCUCAUCUCAAUAUCUGCCUACAUUGCUUUUCCAAAGGAUGGGAGAACAGCAAACAUCUAAGCAGCCAUGAUUAUGACAUCAUCACUAAUGAAUUUCCUGUGUUGGAUUCAGCGUGGAGCGCUAAAGACGAAACAAAACUACUGGAUGCUAUUGGAGACUGUGGGAUCGGAAACUGGCAGGACAUAGCCAAUCAGGUUCCAGGGCGGAGCAGACAUGAGUGUGAGCAACACUACACCAAGAUCUUCGUUGAGAGCUCCAAGCCUCCGUUUCCUGAGUUUCCUGAGGAGAUGAAGCCAAGCCAAUCUAAGGCUAUACCCUGUCGAUGGAGUGAGGAUCCAGUUCGACCAAUCAGAGACUCCCAGAAAGCCAUUGAUAUGGCUGGCUACCAUCCUGCAAGAGGGGACUUUAACACGGAAUAUGAUAAUUAUGCUGAAUGUGAUCUGAGAGAUAUUUACUUCCACAAUGAAGAUGAUAAACUCUUAACUGAACUGAAAUUUGCUGCAGUAGACAUCCACCAGUCCAGGAAAAAGGAAAGACAGCGAAGGAAAAAGAUCAUCAGAGAUUUCGGCUUGAUUAAUCUGGCGAAACAGAACUUGCAAGAGAGAACUCACACAGAGGCAGUCCGUAGCCUGAUCAACAAACUCAAACCGUUGGCCAGACUACACACACCGCUAGCACAGGACAAGCUACUGGAAGGCUUAAUAUAUGAGCUUGAUUUGAAGACUGAAAUUGACAGGUUGCAGGAGUAUCGAUCAAAUGGGAUCAAAAACAUGAUAGGUGCACGGAUGUAUGACAGACUAAAAGCCAAGCGAGCCAAGAGAGAGAAGACUCAUCAUCUUAACGACGUCUUGGCAACCAGCCAAGAUCCCAUCGCAUGCAGGCAAUGGCUGCUUCGCCAGGCACUAGUUGAUGCAGGCCACUCUGAGCUGCUGCCUAUCCUACCCUGUGGAGGACGGAAGUCAGCCCCACCUCUUGAUCUGACUGGUUUUGCUGGCUACGAGAAACUCAACGAAAAAGAGAGAGAACUGUGUGCUACGGUUCGUAUCAUCCCUGAAGCUUACUUUGAAUACAAACGGGUAUUCCAGAAUGAAUGCGAGCGGGUUGGUCAUCUCAAGCUGAAGCAAGCCCGCAAUCUGAUCAAGAUUGAUGUCAACAAGAUCCGUAAACUCUUUGACUUCUUGGUCAGGGAGGGUCUUGUCAAUACCAGCUAGCGGGACUUGAACCAAGGACCUCUGGACUGAUAGUCCAGUGCUCUAGCCAUAUCCACAAAAAUGUGGUUUGCAUUUGGGUUUGGGCAUUGUUGAAGUUCAAACUCUUUGUCGAGUAUGAGUAGUUUGACCCUUGAGUUCUGAUUGUGAUUAUACCUCAUGCAUUGCAUAUUUUUAAGCAAGAUUUGAAUUCUUACCAGUCCAUUCUUCAUCAUGUGUCAGCCGCUAGUUUUGUUAUUUACCAAGUGCACCCGCGAGGGUUCACGCACAGGGUAAAUACAUAAAUACGCUUGCACAGUCGACCAUCGCAUGGCAUGCUCUUUACACAGCAAUCCACGAUUCCCAGCAUACGUCUGCGAUUGGAGCGUGUACAAAACAUAUGGGAGUCAUCCUAAAAAGUUGAAAGAGUACAAACAAAAGAAGGACAAUAGGACGUCCACGAUCGACGGUGUGAAUGACCACGUGCGCAUGCACGAACAUCGUCCUAGCUACAUGAAUAGAUGGCAGCUCACACACACUGAGCAAUGUUUUGCCAAGAUAACUGAUUCAUGACUGGUGAAUAUGUAUGAGGUAUAGUAAAACAAAUAUAUCAUAUUAUAACAGAUAUAACAUAUUUGAAGUUGGCAAACUAGUUCUCUUGACUACAUGUAGUUCGACUUGGGAACUAGUUUGCCAACUUCCAAUACCUUGGGAGUUAAUAUUGACUUUCCACCCUCAAACCAUGUUAUAUUUCUAUACUAACUAAACAGGGGACAGGGUAUAGUUUCUCUCAGGGAAAUAAAAAGAAUUUUCAGGUUACAGGCAUGAUGAAAAAAAAACUUGCCUGUAAAUAUUUUGUUAUAAUUUGUUGCGUCAAGUCAGUUUUGGGCCAUGUGGUGGUAAAAAAAAAAGUAAGGUUUACCUUGUUUUUGUUUUUAGUUUUGACUCAAAAGAAGUUAUUUGAUUUUGUUUGGCAAGUGCACAAAUGUUAUUUAGGGUCCGUGAAUUACAUUCCAAGACUUCCCCCGAAAUAUUGGUUCCAGUGUUUAAAUUUUGCCAAAAAUACUAAUUAUGGCUUUUAUAUUCUAUUGCCCUUGAUAAAAUCUUUGAAAUGAUGGGCUAACAUGCAUUCAACAUAUAUUGAAUAAUCUACCGUAUUUGGAAUUUUUUUUUUUGGUUUAAUUUAAUUGGGGGGGGGGGGGCUAUAAAAAAAAUGGAACAGGAAACCAUUAAACAAACCAGAAAUAAAAACUCUCAAUUCUCUCAACGAUACCAGUUUUGUUUUAUUUAUCAAAGCAAAAACUGUACAGAUGAUUAUCAAAGAUGAGUGUUUAUAACACAAGACUCUUAUUAACCCGAUGCAAAGAUGUACAAAUCGUGUGAAAAUAAACAUAUUUAGUACAAAC